Messenger RNA from Pyrgilauda ruficollis (rufous-necked snowfinch), 2712 nucleotides. RefSeq names its product hemojuvelin BMP co-receptor (gene HJV). NCBI's taxonomy places the organism in Eukaryota, Metazoa, Chordata, Aves, Passeriformes, Passeridae. Gene Ontology annotation, molecular function: coreceptor activity. The transcript has 4 exons. The coding region runs from base 489 to 1712 and encodes 407 amino acids. Gene Ontology annotation, cellular component: plasma membrane. Gene Ontology annotation, biological process: BMP signaling pathway. The record is from RefSeq and is a predicted model, not a curated record.
UUCCAAAGAGGAAAACCCAGGGAAGCUCCCACGAGCCCACAUUCCCCAGGGUUUGGGGGCUCCCACCUCCUCCUGGAGCUCCUGUGCCCCACCUUCUCCAGGCUCUGGCUGUCGUUCCCGACUGGAUCAGAGCCCGGCUAAAUUUAGAAGGAUCGAUUUCAACCCCCGCCUCUGCCCCGCGGGGGAAAGGACAGAGCAGAGGUGCCCGGGGACGAGGAGCCACGGGGGGCUCCGUCCUCUGUCCCCUGGACUGGUGGGACCCCAAAUUUACCCAGCUGCAGGACCAUGGAGGAGCCCAGGGGGGCUGGAAUUUUCCUGGGUCGUGCCACGGGUCUCUGUGGCUGUCACUCGUGACAAGGACGCCCGUGUGUCCCGCAGGGAAGGAGCUCCCUGAAGAGGCUGGUACAGUCCCACCUCUGCUUCCAGGGGAGCUGCCGAAUGAAGCCCGGAGCUGCUGGUGGGUGAGAGACCCCCCAAGCUCUGCAUGGAUGGGAAUGGGGAGAGCUGCCCACAGUAGGAGCCCAGGGCAGCUGGAAAACUCCGGCCUCUUCCUCCGAGCUUUCCUGCUCCUCUUCCUCUGCAGGCAUGUCUCCUCCCAGUGCAAGAUCCUCCGCUGCAACUCGGAGUACGUGGCGGCCACGCUGCACCUGCGCGGCCCCGAGCGCGGCGCCGCAUUCUGCACCGCGCUGCGCUCCUACUCGCUGUGCACGCGCCGCACCGCCCGCACCUGCCGCGGCGACCUGGCCUUCCACUCGGCCGUGCACGGCAUCGAGGACCUCAUGAUCCAGAACAACUGCUCCAAGGAAGGGCCCACGGCCCCGCCGCGGCCCGCGGCGCCCAACCCGCACGGCUUCGAGUCGCUCGAUAUCUGCGAUUACGAGAGGAGUUUCCUCUACAAGCACGGACGACCGCCCGGUUUCCAGCACUGCGCUGCUUUCGGGGACCCCCACAUCCGGACCUUCCACGAUGACUUCCACACGUGCCGGGUGGAGGGCUCCUGGCCGCUCUUGGACAACGAUUACCUGUUUGUGCAAGCCACCAGUUCACCGGUGGCCAAGGGGUCCAACGCUACAGUCACCAGCAAGCUGACCAUCAUCUUCAAGAACAUGAAAGAAUGCAUCGACCAGAAGGUCUACCAAGCCGAGCUGGACAACGUCCCUGCAGCAUUCCAGGACGGCUCCGUCAACGGCGGCGCGCGCCCGGGCGGGAGCAGCUUGGCCAUCUGGGAGCGCAGCCCCGGCCGGCACGUGGAGAUCCGCGCCGCCUACAUCGGCACCACCAUCGCCGUGCGCCAGGCCGGCCGCCAGCUCUCCUUCUCCAUCCGCGCCGCCGAGGAGGUGGCCCGGGCCUUCACGGAGGAGCAGGACCUGCAGCUGUGCGUGGGCGGAUGCCCCCACAGCCAGCGCAUGUCCCGCAGCCCCCGCGGGCGCGGCCGCGUCCCCGCGGAGACGGCGCGAGCGCUCUGCCGGGAGAUGCUGCCCGUGGAGGAUGUCUACUUCCAGUCGUGCGUCUUCGACGUGGUCACCUCGGGGGACGUCAACUUCACCAUGGCAGCGCACGGGGCGCUGGAGGAUGCCCGGCUCUUCCUGCCCGAUGCUGAGAAGCUUCACAUCUUCCAAGCUGGAGGAGGUUGCCAACUCAGCUCUCCAUCGUUUCUCCUCCUCCUCUUCCUCCUCCUGUGUGGACUUUGGGCUGUUUUGUUGCACUUUUAACCCCCGCCUGCUCCGUAGGGAGCUGCUGGCUCCGAGCUGCAGCCAGGAGAGGUUCCUCGCCUUGAAGGAGGUGUCUCAGAGACCCAAGAGAGGGAAGAGGUGAACCCCUGGUUUGCACCCACUGGUCUCACACGGAUGGUGAAGCUGCUUCCCAGCUCUUCUCGUGAAGGCAGUUCCAAAUUUUUCUGUUCCAUUCUGACACGUUCCUUUUCCCCUAAGGAUGUGUCAUUGCAGUGCCUCAAAGAAAAAUAAACCCCCUGGGUUAGAAAGCCCCUCUGUCCCUCAGAGCCUUUCCAUAACUCACUUCCCACCUUUGCCCCAUGUUAAUCCAGCAGAAUUCCACUCAGGAACCAUAUAAAUCCAGAAAUAAGGGACUCAAAGCCCAAAGCCCAAUUUUUAGCAAUAAUUUUUUUUUUUAAAAAUGGAUUUGGGACCCUUCACUCAUCUACUCCCAAAGCAAAGCAAGGCCACAAAUCAUUCUGGGGAGCGUUGUGACCAAGAGGGAGACUUUUGAGUAGAAAUCAGACGGUUUUGUCCAGGUGCUCUUCUUCCAGGAUAAAUAACAAGUGGAUCGCCAGCAGUGGGAGCUGUGGAGCUUGGGACCUCCCACAUCCCAGGCCACUGUUGCUAUUUUUCCUUGUUUUCUUGGCACCUGUUGUGGACUGAUUUUAGCCGGGUCUGGACUUGAGGCUGGUGUCAGGUUUUAGAGAGGACAAAACACCGCUUGGGAAUUCUCUCCCUUGGGCCCAGAUUCUCUGUCGCUGCUGAAAUCCAACCCAAACUGGAGCUUUUGCUUGGAAAAACAGAAUUCCUGAUGGCAGAGAGCCAGCUGGGCACACAGAUGGGCAGGGUAUUGCCCCGUGGAAGGUGCAGAACUGCAGAGGGGAGGGCAAAUUUCACAUAUUUCUGAGGAUUUCAGUAAAGCAGAUGGAGUUCUACAGGAGAAAUCUUUUCCUUAGGGAAGACUUUCCUUUAUUUUUAAUAAAGUGUUAAAAACUUG